CCACAGACCAGCUCCUAUCUCCUACAGCACUAAAUGACAAGUCUAUUUUGGAAAAGAAGGCUGCACCAAAAUAGGCACGUCAGCUAUUUGGCAUCAUGAGGUACCAGAGAAGAAAGAAAAAAUAAGUCUAGUCAACCGCCCACCGCAGGAGGAGACUGGGGGGGUAUUCCACCAUACGGGAUUUACAACCAUUUCACGGAUAUCUGAGCACAAAAAGAAGACAUUUUGGUGUGUAGGCUAUCAUCCGGAAACCUUGACGGCCAGCUGACGUUUUUAGCCUCCACAUGAUCCGUUUACCUGAGUGGACUCAAGGAACAAACAAUGGAUCAAAACUUGUUCGGAGGAGUCCCGAGGUUUCUCACCCGCCCGAAAGCGUUCUCAGUGUGUGCGGGCAAGGAUGCCACACUGAGCUGCACUAUUGUGGGCUGCCCGACCCCACUGAUCACCUGGGAAAAGGAGAAGCUGAAGCUGACAUCCGGGGGACGCUUCAAGACCGUGGAGGAUGGAGAUGUGUACCGCCUGACCAUCUAUGACUUAACACUGGAGGACAGUGGCCAGUUCAUGUGCCGAGCCAAAAACAGCGUUGGGGAAGCGUAUGCUGCUGUGGGCCUCAAAGUGGCCCUGCCAGCAGAGAUGGUUCAGAGGGCCCCUGUUUUCAUGGAUAAGCCUACCUCUGCGCGUGUAGGUUUGGGAGGCGAUGUUGCUUUCCACUGCCGGGUUGCAGCUUAUCCUGACGCCAACUUUGAUUGGGAGAAAGAUGGGCGCUACUUGGGGGAGACUAACCGUAUCAAGAUUGUUUCCGACAGUGACAGCAGCACCUUAAAGAUCCAAAGCGUGCGUAACCUGGAUAGUGGCACCUACACCUGCAGGGCCCAGAACACCGUUGGCCGUGCACAGGCUGUAGCAGCUCUUGUCGUAGACGCCCAGGAUUCCCGCCACCUGGCUGCAGACAAGAACACCUCCCUCCUUUCUCACCUCCAAAAGCGCAAGGAGGAAAUGAACCAGGACAUCUCCAUCUAUCGCACCGAAGAAAGCAGAUCCUCCGUUUCGUCCUCCUCCAAGGCCAACAUCACAGAUAGUUUUAGCUCUCUGAGUCUGGAGCAUGAGCUGAGGGCGUCUGCGCUGGCAAGGCUGCCCAAAGGUGUGUUCACCCGUACCUGCACGGUGACUGAAGGCAAGCAUGCCAAACUCAGCUGCUUCGUGACAGGUCACCCUAAACCCCACAUUAUCUGGAGGAAAGAUGGAACAAACAUCAGCGAGGGCCGCAGGCAAGUCAUUUAUGAGGACCAGGCUGAGAACUUCAUCCUCAAGAUCCUGUACUGCAAGCAGACUGAUAAUGGUCUCUACACCUGCAAUGCAACCAAUAUGGCUGGACAGACCUACAGUGCUGUGUUGGUAACAGUCAGAGAGCCCAAGGUGCCGUUCAGGAGGAAGCUUCAGGAUGUGGAGGUGCAAGAGAAACUGUCAGCCACUCUGAUGUGCGAGGUGCCUGUUAAUAACACCCAGGCCAACUGGUUCAUGGAGGAAACGCGGCUGGAGCAAAGCAGCAAAUAUUACAUGGAGCAGGAAGGCACCCACCGUCGUCUCAUCAUACACAAUGUCACCACCAACGAUGAUGGUGUUUAUAUCUGCGAGAUGAAAGAGGGCAGUCGCACUGUGGCUGAGCUCACUGUCCUGGGCAACAUCACUAAGAAGCUUCCCCGGAGGACAGUAGUCCCCAUCAGUGACACUGUCAUCUUCUGUGUGGAGCUGGAGCAUCCAUUCCCGGAUGCUUACUGGACCCGCAAUGGCGAGAAGCUGAAGGAAGAUUCCCGUAUUUCCAUCGCCUGCUUGCUCAGACAGUACACACUCACAAUUAGAGAUUGCCAGGCAGAUGACUCAGGAGAAGUGGCCUUCGUGGCUGGAGACUGCAAGACUUCCACUCGAUUCUCUGUCACUGCUGCAAGGAAGCAUCCUCCCGAUCCCCCAGUCGAUGCCGUGGUGCAUAACAAGACCGACUCAUCCGUCACCAUUCAGUGGUCUCCUCCUGACAGCGACCGCCCGGUGCCCAUCAAGGGCUACACUGUGGAGAGGAGGAAGAUUGGCACUCAGACGUGGCAGAGGUGCAACGCUGGAGAAACCAUUGUUUCAACAGAGAUCACUGUCUGCAGCUUCACAGAAGAAGCCACCUACCAGUUCCGUAUCUCUGCUAUGAAUGACUUUGGCCAGAGUCCCUACCUGGAGGUGCCUGGAAGCUUCUUCCUAGAACCCAGUGCUGAAAUCAGGAAAGGCCUGACGAACAGCGCUGCAUUCUCUGGUGAGGAGUUCUCUAUCUCCGUCGAGCUGUCUGCUGUUUGUUCCAGCUUCUGGUCUAUAAAUGGGCGCCUCCUGCGCAGUGGAGCCGACUACCUCAUCACCAGGUCCAAGAACACGCACACUCUGCUCAUCCGUGACGUGACAAUGGAAAUGAACGGAGCUGAGCUCAAGUUUGUGGGCGGAGGCUCGCAAAGCAGUUGCAUCCUAUCUGUGAAGGCUCCCCCUGUCAGGUUCACCAACAAGUCAAAUCAGGCGGAGGUGGUGGUCUGCAGCGCCCAAGCCACUGCUCAGCUGACUGCUGAGGUGUCGGAUUACGAUGCACAGGUGGUUUGGAUGAGGAGUGGGCGGGAGGUGAAAAUAGGGAAGAAGUAUGAAUAUAUGAUCAUUGACCGCAAGAGGAUCCUGAUGGUGCACAAUGUUACAGAGGAGGAUGUGGGCAUCUACGAGUGUGUUUUAGGUGACGACAGAAUGUCCCUGCAACUCUCUCUUAAAGAUGAACCUGCCAAGUUUCUGAACAAACCCAGAGGUACCAUGGGAAUGGCAUCGUCCCUUAAAGGAGAUCUUGAGCUGAGCUGCGAGGUUUCUCCCGCCAGUGCGGUCGUUGUGUGGAGAAAAGAUCAAGUGGAGAUUACCGAGGACCAAAGAACUACCUUCGCCUCCAAAGGGACUCAAAGGAAACUCAUCAUCAAGAAUGCCAAGAAAAGUGACGAAGGACAUUACUCCUGUGAGACCGCAACCGACAAAGUCACAUUCCAGGUCAAGAUAAAAGAAACUCAAGCCGUAGCUGUCUUCUCCAACAAGGAGUCAGUCCAGGCGGAGGUGAAAGCUACUCUCUCCCAGAAAGCCACUCUUUGUUGCAGUGUUUCGGAUAGCAAGACAGAGGUGAAGUGGUAUAAAGACGGCAAGUUGUUUAUAUCCAGUAAGAAGAUAUACACCGAAGUAAAAGGCAAUACUCGUCAACUGGUGAUUGAAAAGGUGGAGAAGAGCGAUGCUGGAGAGUAUACAUGCGAAGCCGGAGGGGAUAAGCUGGUCUUCAAGAUAUCUGUGUCAGAGGUCCAAGCAGCUUUCUUCAACAAGGAGUCAGUCCAGAAGGAGGUGAAAGCUACUCUCUCCCAGAAAGCCACUCUGAGCUGUGAGGUAGCUGAUACCAAGACAGAGGUGAAAUGGUACAAGGAUGGCAAGCUGCUGACUUCCAGCAAGACGAUCCACACUGAGUCGAAGGGCAAGAGUCGCCAGCUGGUGAUCGACAGCGUGGAGAAGAAGGAUGCUGGAGAGUACAUCUGUGAGGCUGGGACUGAGAAGCUGGUCUUCAAACUCCAGGUGACAGACACAAAGGUCCAGUCUGCAUUCUCCAACAAGGAGUCAGUCCAGAAGGAGGUGAAAGCCUCUCUCUCCCAGAAAGCCACUCUGAGCUGUGAGGUAGCUGAUACCAAGUCUGAGGUGAAAUGGUACAAGGAUGGCAAGCUGCUGACUUCCAGCAAGACAAUCCACACUGAGUCGAAGGGCAAGAGUCGCCAGCUGGUGAUCGACAGCGUGGAGAAGAAGGAUGCUGGAGAGUACAUCUGUGAGGCUGGGACUGAGAAGCUGGUUUUCAAACUCCAGGUGGCAGACACAAAGGUCCAGUCUGCAUCCUCCAACAAGGAGUCAGUCCAGAAGGAGGUGAAAGCCUCUGUCUCCCAGAAAGCCACUCUGAGCUGGGAGAUAUCUGAUACCAAGUCUGAGGUGAAAUGGUACAAGGAUGGCAAGCUGCUGGGCACCAGUAAGACAAUCCAUGCGGAGUCGAAGGGCAAGAGUCGCCAGCUGGUGAUCGACAGUGUGGAGAAGAAGGAUGCUGGGGAGUACAUGUGUGAGGCUGGGACUGAGAAGCUGGUCUUUAAAAUGCAGGUGGAAGGUACUGCUACAGAAGUCCAGGCUAAAUCCGCUUUCCUCAACAAAGAGUCUGUCCAGAGGGAAGUGAAAGCUACUCUCUCCCAGAAAGCCACUCUGAGCUGUGAGGUAGUUGAUAACAAGACAGAGGUAAAAUGGUACAAAGAUGGCAAACAGCUGAGUUCCAGCAGAGCAGUUCAAAUGGAAUCAAAGGGCAAGAUUCGUCAACUGGUGAUCGACAGCGUGGAGAAGAAAGAUGCAGGAGAAUACAUCUGUGAAGUCGGAACUGAAAAACUGGCAUAUAAAGUACAUGUGUCAGAGAUCCAACCCAAGUCAGCCUUCUUCAACAAGGAGUCAGUCCAGAAGGAGGUCAAAGCUACUCUCUCCCAGAAAGCCACUCUGAGCUGUGAGUUAGCUGAUACCAAGACAGAGGUGAAAUGGUACAAGGAUGGCAAGCUGCUGACUUCUAGCAAGACAAUCCACACUGAGUCGAAGGGCAAGAGUCGCCAGCUGGUGAUCGACAGCGUGGAGAAGAAGGAUGCUGGAGAGUACAUCUGUGAGGCUGGGACUGAGAAGCUGGCAUUUAAGAUGCAGGUGGCAGAAGCCCCAGCUGGCUUCUCUAACAAGGAGUCAGUCCAGAAGGAGGUGAAAGCUGCUCUCUCCCAGAAAGCCACUCUGAGCUGUGAGGUUUCUGAUUCCAAAACAGAAGUGAAAUGGUACAAGGACGGCAAAGUGCUGACUUCCAGCAAAGCAGUCCACAUGGAGUUAAAGGGCAAGAGUUGUGAGCUGGUGAUAGAAAAAAUGGAGAAAAAAGAUGCUGGAGAAUACACAUGUGAGGCUGGAACAGAGAAGCUGGUAUUUAAGCUGCAGACGACAGAUGCAGCUGUCAAGUUCCAGAAGAAACUUGUCAAGGAGACAUGUGUUGUUCAAGCAAGUGAAAAAGUUGUUUUGACCACCGAGCUGACAACAGAGAGUGGCAGUGUUAAGUGGUUUAGAGAUGGUGUGGAGCUCAAGGAGAGCAGCAAGUAUGAAAUUAAAAAAGAUGGCCUUUCUCGUACCCUGAUAGUAAAAUCCUCCGAAUCCAAAGACAGUGGAACAUACUUCUGUCAAACUGCUGAUGACAAGCUGGAGUUCAAAGUUCAAGUUAAAGAUUCAGCUUUGAAGUUUGUUGUUCCGUUGAAACCUGCUACAGUGGAGUUGGAAGGUGCACUUAGCCUAGUGUGUGAACUAAAUCAAGCCUCGGGGGAUGUUGUCUGGCAGCAUGAUGGUCAUGAGAUUAAGCCUGGAGGCAGACACUGUGUCAGGACAGAUGGUGCCAAGCGGGUUCUCACUGUGACUGGCAUGACUAAAGAAGAUGAAGGAGAAUACAGCUGUGAAUGUAGAAAUGACAAGACCUCUGCUAAAGUCUCCUCAAAAGCACCCAGACUGGUGAGGCUGACCACCAAACUGAACAAUGUGGCUGCAAUGGAGGGAAAAGAUGCCAUUUUCAAGUGCGCCGUCAACCCGGCGGACGCCAACGUUAAAUGGUCCCACAACAAUGUACCCGUCACAGCUGGGCCCAAGUAUAAGAUUGAGCGUGGUGGUGGCAGUCACUCACUCACUGUCGUCUCCGUCACCCAAAAAGAUGCUGGAGAGAUUAACGUUGACGCAGAAGGCAAAAGCUGCAAAGCUACCCUACAAGUGCAGCACGAGCCUGUGACAUUUAAGAAAAAGCUAGAAAACCUGACAGUGGAGGAGCAAAGUGAAGUGAAGCUGGAGGUGGAGCUCAGUAAGCCAUCAGAUGAGGUGAGGUGGAUGAAGAACAGCGUAGUGCUGCAGCCUGCAGGAAACAUGGAGAUUCAGAAACAAGGAGCGAAGCAGGCUCUGGUCUUCAAGAGUGUGACUUACGCUGACCGGGGCAUCUACUCCUGUGAAACUCUGGAUGACAAAACCCAGGCUAAGCUCAGUGUGGAGAUGAAGAAGAUCCAGGUAGUAAAGGGUCUAACAGAAACUAAGGCACAUGAGACGGAGACGGUGACUCUUGAGGUAGAACUCAGCCAGGCUGAUGUUGAAGGCUCCUGGACCAGGGAUGGGGCCAAGUUAAAGUCUGGGGCGAACUGCCGUAUCACAGCUCUGGGAAAGAAGCACGCCUUAACCUUGUCAAAUCUCAAGAGGGAGGAUGCAGGAACUAUUGCCUUCCAAGCAGAAGGAGUACAUAGUUCUGGCAAACUGAUCAUCACAGAGCCUGCUGCUACGAUCUCCAGGCCCAUUGUUGAUAUCAGUGUUCCUGAGAAGGAGAAGGCUAGUUUUGAAUGUGAAGUGUCCAGAACAAACGCAGAUGUUAAAUGGUUCAAGGAUGACGUGGAACUGAAACCAGGAAAGAACUUUGGCAUCCAUUCCUUGGGCCGAAAACGCACUUUGGUCAUCAACAGAUGCACCCGUGAAGACGCAGGCACUUACAUCUGUCGCUCUGCUGAUGAUAACACCGCCGCCAAGCUCACCGUUAAUGCCAGAGAUAUUAAGAUUGUUAAGAAGCUGGAGGAUGUGGAAGUGAUGGAGAAGGAGAGUGCCGCGUUUGUCUGUGAAAUCUCACACGAUGAAGUGGACUGCCAGUGGUACAAAGGAAGUGUCAAACUCAAAGCCGGUGACAACAUCAAAAUGAGACAAGAGGGCAGAACCUAUGUUCUGCUGUUUAAGUCUGUCACCCCAGAAGAUAUGGGUGAGUUUAAAUUCACAGCUGACAAGGCCUCUUCAACUGCAAAACUGAAAGUGAAAGAGCUGCCUGUCAAGUUUGUGAAGAAACUCAGGGAUAAGAUAGCGAUGUAUAAGCAUCGUGGUCAUCUUGAAUGCCAAGUGUCACGUGCCAGCGCAAAGGUGAAGUGGUACAAGAACAAGACAGAGAUCAAAGACGGCAAGAAGUACGAGAUCAAAAGUGAAGAUGUAUACCGAAAACUCACCAUCAACGAUGUGGACUCCGUGGACGAAGACACCUACACCUGUGACGCCACUGAUGAUAAGACAUCCUGUAAACUACUCGUGGAAGAGCAGUCCAUCAGCAUUGUGCGGGAGCUUAGUUCAGUAGAAGUGACAGAACCCUUUGCAGCUGUUUUUGAAGUUGAAAUCAGUAUGGAACUGGUGAAACCGCCUAUAUGGACUCUGAAUGGAGCAGCUGUACAGGAGAGCGCUGAUGUUGAGAUGGAGAAAGAAGGCACCAUGCACCGUCUCACUUUCAAAAAGACCAAAGCAUCGAUGACGGGGCCUGUGCAGUUUACGGCUGGGAAGAGCAAAUCUUUAGCCCAGCUCACAGUCAAAGAGCGUCCACUUGAGAUUGCAGAGCCCAUGAAAGAUGUGAAGGGGAAGGAGAAAAGCUCUGCUAUACUCAGCUGCAAAUUCUCUACCUCACCCAAAGAAGUUAAUUGGUUCAAAGGUCAGGUUCCUCUGGCAGCGUCAGACAAGUAUAACAUGAAGCAAGAUGCUACAAGGGCUCAACUUACCAUUCAAAGGUUGACUGAGGAAGACAGUGGAGAGUACUGCUGUCAGUCUGGACCUGCUGAGACCAAAGGGACACUUGCUGUUGAAGUGCGUGAAAUUAAGAUCACCAAGCACUUGGCUGACACAGAGGUUGAUGAAGACAACGAUGCAGUGUUCACAUGUGAGAUCAACUAUGCCGAUGAAGAGGCACAGUGGCUUCUGAAAGACAAGGUGCUCUUCACUAAUGAAGUCAACACCAUCACUCAUGAUGGGAAGGUUCACAAGCUCACACUGAAGAACUUGGCGCCUCAGGAUGGGGGGACUAUCACCUUUCAAGUCCGCAAAGUGAAAGAGUCUGUGACACUUACUGUGAAAGAGAAGCGUGCUGUGUUCCUCAAGUCUCUAGAUGAUGUCAUUGGAGAGGAGAAAGGCAUGAUAACUCUGGCAUGCGAGGCAUCCAAGCCCAGGGUUUCUCCCACAUGGAAAAAAGAAGGUAAAGUCUUGAAGGCUGGAUCAAAGUAUGAGAUCCUUCACACAGGCAAGUCUCUGGGACUGAUCAUCAAGGACGUCACCAAAGAAGACGCUGGAGAGUAUAGUUGUGAUCUUGGAACUGAGAUUUCUAAAGCAAAGGUCACUGUAAGAGAGAUUGGCAUUGGAAUUACCAAAUGGCUGAAGUCUGCUGAGGUGAAUGAGGGAGAGCCGUGUAGCUUUGAGUGCAUCUUAUCUCGUGAGAGCACAGAUGAGUGUUCCUGGACUCUUAAUGGCCGCACUAUCGCAAAUGGAGGCCGCUUCAAAGUCACCAGUAAAGGACGCAAGUACAUGCUGACCAUUAAUGAUGUCACUCCUGCUGAUGCUGGAGAGGUGGUCUUCAACAUUAAAGACCUGAGCUCCAAAACAACAUUAACAGUUGAAGGCAAAGCUUCCUCUGUGUCUAAAGGACUACAGAAUGUUAGUGUUGUUCAAGGGGAAGGUGCUGUAUUUACCUGUGAGGUAACAAAUGCUAGUUCCACUGUAAAGUGGGCCAAGGAAGGCAAAGCCAUCAGAAAGAGCCAGAAGUAUGACAUUAGCCAAGAGGAUAAAGUCAUGAAGCUGACCAUCCAUAAUGUCUCCGCUCAAGACUCCGGAGAGUACAGUUGUGAAGUUGUUGGAGGGGCAACCACUAAAGCCAAGCUCGAAAUCAAGGAGCCAAUCCAUAAAUUCACUAAAGCGCUUAAGGACAGCGUAGCUGAGGAGAAGAGCUCUGUGACCUUGCAAUGUGAGACUGCACAAACCCCAUCCACUGUGGUAUGGCUUAAAGGUCACACAGAGCUCAGGGCUGGAGGUCAAUAUGAGAUGUCCCAGAAGGAGGGGAUCUUAACUCUCACCAUCAAACACCUGGAGGAGAAAGACACUGAUAUCUACACUUGUGACGUGGGCACCGCCAAGAGCAUGGCAAAGGUGACAGUCAACGCCCUGCCUGCCAGUUUUAAAGAGAAGCUCAAGAACCAGGAGAAAAAGCAAGGGGAGACUGUGACACUUUGCUGCAAGUUAUCGAAACCUGCGGACGGUGUUCAGUGGAAGAAAGGCUCUGAAAUUCUCAAAGCUGGAGAGAAGUAUGGGAUGAAGAUGGAGGAGACUUCUUGUGAGCUUCAGAUCAAGAAUUUGGAGGUUGAAGACUGUGGAGAGUAUUCUUGCAUGUGCGGGGACCAGAAGACAUCUGCAACUGUAAAAGUCAUCGCAUUGCCGCCGACCUUCAAACAGAAGCUGGAGAGCCAGGAGGCUGAGGAGGGAGCAAGUGUUACUCUGCGUUGUGAGCUCUCUAAACCUGAAGUCCCAGUGGAGUGGAAGAAGGGAACACAGGUCCUGAAGUCUGGAGAAAAGUACCAUAUGAUGCAGAAGACCUCUGUGAACGAACUCCUCAUCAACAAAGUGGUGCCAGAAGACAGUGGAGACUACAGCUGUGUGUGUGGAGACCAGAAGACCACAGCCAGUGUCAACAUUAAGGCCCAACCAGUGACCUUCAAACACAAGCUGGAGAGCCAGGAGGCUGAAGAGGGAGCAAAUGUUACUCUGCGUUGUGAGCUCUCUAAACCUGGAGUCCCAAUGGAGUGGAAGAAGGGGACACAGGUCCUGAAGUCUGGAGAAAAGUACCAGGUGAUGCAGAAGGCCUCUGUGAACGAACUCCUGAUCAACAAAGUGGUGCCAGAAGACAGUGGAGACUACAGCUGUGUGUGUGGAGACCAGAAGACCACAGCCAGUGUCAACAUUAAGGCCCAACCAGUGACCUUCAAACAGAAGCUGGAGCGCCAGGAGGCUGAGGAGGAUACAAGUGUUACUCUGCGUUGUGAGCUCUCUAAACCUGGAGUCCCAGUGGAGUGGAAGAAGGGAACACAGGUCCUGAAGUCUGGAGAAAAGUACCAAAUGAAGCAGAAGACCUCUGUGAACGAACUCCUCAUCAACAAAGUGGUGCCAGAAGACAGUGGAGACUACAGCUGUGUGUGUGGAGACCAGAAGACCACAGCCAGCCUCAACAUUAAGGCCCAACCAGUGACCUUCAAACAGAAGCUGGAGAGCCAGGAGGCUGAGGAGGGAGCAAGUGUUACUCUGCGUUGUGAGCUCUCUAAACCUGGAGUCCCAGUGGAGUGGAAGAAGGGGACACAGGUCCUGAAGUCUGGAGAAAAGUACCAGGUGAUGCAGAAGACCUCUGUGAAUGAACUCCUGAUCAACAAAGUGGUGCCAGAAGACAGUGGAGACUACAGCUGUGUGUGUGGAGACCAGAAGACCACAGCCAGUGUCAACAUUAAGGCCCAACCAGUGACCUUCAAACAGAAGCUGGAGAGCCAGGAGGCCGAAGAGGGAGCAAGUGUUACUCUGCGUUGUGAGCUCUCUAAACCUGGAGUACCUGUGGAGUGGAAGAAGGGAACACAGGUCCUGAAGUCUGGAGAAAAGUACCAGAUGAAGCAGAAGACCUCUGUGAACGAACUCCUCAUCAACAAAGUGGUGCCAGAAGACAGUGGAGACUACAGCUGUGUGUGUGGAGACCAGAAGACCAUAGCCAGCAUCAAUAUUAAGGCCCAACCAGUGACCUUCAAACAGAAGCUGGAGAGCCAGGAGGCUGAAGAGGGAGUAAGUGUUACUCUGUGUUGUGAGCUCUCUAAACCUGGAGUCCCAGUGGAGUGGAAGAAGGGAACACAGGCCCUGAGGUCCGGAGACAAGUACCAGAUGAAGCAGAAGACCUCUGUGAGCGAACUCCUGAUCAACAAAGUGGUGCCAGAAGACAGUGGAGACUACAGCUGUGUGUGUGGAGACCAGAAGACCACAGCCAGUGUCAACAUCAAGGCUGUGAAGCUGUCAGCUCCUCCUUCAGCUACUAAACUGGAAUCUAAGAGGCAGGAGACCAAAGAAACAGUGGAAGACAAGACCUCUGAAGCUCCGUCCAUAGCCGCUAAAGACAAGCACAAGAGGCAAGAGAUAUACGAGACAGUAGAAGCUUCGACACUGCAAACUACUGGACAGACUCCUACACAACAGCUCCUCAAACAGGAAAUUCAGAGAGAUUUUCGAGAGGUCAAAACGGAAGGUGAAGCUGCGACACUGCCAACUACUGGACAGACUCCUACACAACAGCUUCUCAAACAGGAGAUCCAGAGUGAUUCUCCAGAGCUCAAAGUGGGAGGUGAAGCUACGACACUGCCAACUACUGGACAGACUCCUACACAACAGCUUCUCAAACAGGAGAUACAGAGUGAUUCUCCAGAGCUCAAAGUGGGAGGUGAAGUUGAAAAGACUGCUGCUGGAAUAGCUGCAAAACAAGACACACAGAGGCAGGGGACCAAAGAGCUAAUAGAAGCAGAGAGGCUGCCAGAUGCUCCAGCUGCUGUGACAUUAAACUCUAAGGAUUCCAAAAAAGUGGUGGAAGUUACAGCAGAGAAGCCAGCAGCUUCAGCAGUGACCUCCACAGUUGAACCUGAGAAGCAGGAGUCCAAAAACAGAGUUGAAGCAGCAGCACCAGUAGUAUUCCAGAAGGAGCUGGAAAGUCAAGAGGCCACAGAAGGAGACAAGGCCACUCUGGUCUGCGAGACAUCCAGCCCCGACGGCAAGGUGACCUGGCUGAAGGGCUCAACUGUGCUCAUCCAUGGGGAGAAGUACAGUGUUGAGCAGAGAACUACUACUCACAUCCUGGUCAUACACAAGCUGGAUGUGAAGGAUAGUGGAGAAUAUAUCUGUGAUACAGGGGACAAGAAAAGUACAGCAGCCCUGACUGUGAAAGAGCGUGUGCGCCUCAUCCGAGAACUCUGCGAUAUGACUGUGACCACCGGGCAGGACGCCGUCUUUGAGGUCGAGCUGUCACACUCAGGCGUGACAAACGGGGAAUGGUGGCUUGGAGACAACCUCCUCCAAAACAAUGAUCUGAAUCAAAUGAGCAGCCAGGGCAGAGUGCACCGUUUGGCGCUGAAGAUGGUGACCACAGAUGAAUCAGGGGACGUUGCCUUCGUAGUGGGAGAGGAGAAGAGCGUGGCCUGUCUUCUGGUGGAGGAGAAACCCAAAGUGCUAAUUCUAGAGAAGCCACACGACACUGUGGCAGUAGAGGGUGAAACUGUCACUCUGGCCUGCACCAUCUCUGACGCCAAGGCCACCAUCACCUGGAACAGAAACAACGUGGCCAUCCAGUCAGGUCUCAAGUACGACCUGAGGAACAACGGAGCGUUCCACCAGCUUCGUAUCCACAACCUGGUGCCUGAGGACUCAGGAACGUACACCUGUGACACUGGAGAUGCACAGUGUGACGUCACCUUGACUGUGGAAGGUACCCCGGUGGUCUUCCACAAAGAGCUCAAGAACCAGGACGCUGUAGAGGGUGAUGAUGUCACCCUGCGCUGCGAGCUCUCUAAGCCACGGGUUCGUGUUGAGUGGAGGAAAGGAGGCAUUGUCCUCCAGCCCGGUAAGAAGUGUGAGAUGAGGCAGGAAGGGUGCGUUCAAGAGCUCUGUAUACGGAACGUAGAGCCCGAGGACAGUGGCUACUACACCUGUGAUGCAGGAGACCAGCUCACCACAGCUUCUUUGGCGGUGCAAGUGAAAGAAGUCUUCAUUUUGUGUGGUCUUAAGACCACCGACGUCUUUGUUGGGGAAUGGGCAACCUUCUCCUGCCAGCUGUCUGGAAGGGCACCUGGCAAGGUGCAGUGGUGGCUGGAUGGCACCUUGCUGGAGAACAGCCCCUUUAGUGAGAUGGGGCUGAGCCAGGGCCACAUCCACACACUCACCUUAAAGAACCUGGCCACAGAUGACUCUGGCACUGUCACGUUCAAUACUGGCAGUGUAACGUCAACAGCCAAGCUCUUAGUCAAAGAUCCCACAGUUGAAGUGGUGAGCGAGAUGGAGGACCUUCGGGUGCUCGAAAACCAACCGGCUGAGUUCAUCUGCCAGUUCUCAAGGCCGGUCAAGGCUCAGUGGAAGAAAGACGGGCAGCCACUGCAGCCUGAUGGCCGAAGGGUGGUAGUGGAGCAGGACUGGAAUGUGGCUCGCUUGUACAUUAGCCGUGUGUCUGCUCAGGACAGGGGCACAUACUCCUGUGAGGCAGAGGGGACCUGCGCGGUCGCUUCGCUUUAUGUGGAAGGCAAACCCAUUGACAUUGUCCAGGGCCUGGAGAAUGUAGAAACCUUUGACGGAGGUGAAGCGCUGUUUGAGUGUGCCAUAUCUCGUCCUGAGAGCAAAGAUUUCCGCUGGCUCCUUGAUGGGAAACCAGUGAAGGAAUCCCCUAAUGCUGAGAUUGUGACAUUCGAGAGUGGUCGUCGUCAUUUGCUCCUGCUGAAAGAGUUGCGAGUGACAGACAGCUGCAUGGUGACCUUCAAAGCUGGCACAGCAUCCACAUCUGCCCAACUCAAUAUCAAACGCUGGCAGCUGGACGUUGUGAAGGGUCUGGAGGACAAGGUGGCUGCAGUGGGAGAGAAGGUUGAGUUUUGUGUUGAGCUCACCGAGCCUGUUCCAUCAGCAGAAGUAGCCUGGUAUGCUAAUGGGGUCGAGCUCAAAGCCAGUGACCUCUGGGCUACGCGGGCUGACGGCUGUUCUUAUCGCCUUGUCCUGAGACAGGCACCUCUUAUGCCACAGCAGGAAAUUACAUUUGCUGCUAGAGAUGCUCUCUCUUUGGCCAAGCUCACAAUCAUCACUGUAGCUGAUCCUCCAGAGGACCCAGAGGUCCUCAGUAAGACUGAAAGGUCUGUCAACCUCUCUUGGUUCACUCCUCUACAUGACGGAGGGAGUCCCAUUCUGGGCUACAGGGUGGAGAUGCGGCUGGUAGACAGUGCCCUCUGGCUUCCAUGUCAUUCUGAAUCGGUGUGCAACACAGAGUUUGUGGUCGAUAAUCUGAUCCCGGGGAGUGGCUACAGGUUUAGAGUGGCAGCCAUCAACAGAGCUGGGAUUGGAGAGCCUGUUGAGUUGCCUCACACUGUGCAGCUUGCAGCACCCAUGCAGCCACUAAUUUGCCCAGGUACAGAGGCAAAACAGGUAGAGACUGAGAUUAUGAAGCAACCCAGUCUGCCUCCAGAAGCUGCUGAAGAAGGUGAUCUCCACGAGCUAUGGGAGGAAUCGGCCAAGAAACGGCGCAUGAGUCGAGAGCCCACUCUGGACUCCAUCACUGAACAACCUGAGGAGGAUGGUAAAGGUGGUAAAAACAAAUCAGCACAGAAAGAGCUGAAGGCCUCAGAGAAAGUGGAAAUAAAAUCAGGAGAGAAGGAGCAGGCUAUUGUGUCUAAGAAGCAGACGGAGUCCAAAUUGUACAUCAGCUCUGAGGAUGAGUCUGCUCCAGGGGGUCCAACGCUCGUCUCCUACCUCAAGAAGAGCAGCACGUCUUCUGUCACAGCGACCAAUGACACCGAGAUGACUACUGAGAGGUUCUUUGCACAUUUCCAGAUGGCAGAGGAGAGAACAGUGACGCAGACUAAAGUGGAGACGACCACAAUUCAGCAGACGGGUGAAAAACAGGUGUCUACAGAGGAGACAUGCGUCAUGGAGAUCAGUAAAGAGGAUGAGCCUGAGCUCAGAGAUGCUGCCGUUAAGAUUCAAGCUGCGUUCAAGGGCUACAAAGCCCGCAGGGACAUGCGCCCUGUCUUUAAAGAUGCCUUCAAAGACCAGACCAAAGAACCUAAUGGCACCAUACAUCUGGAGUGUGUGGCAGAAGGUAAACCUGAUAAGGUGCGGUGGCUGAAGGAUGGAGAACCACUCACGGAUGGCAAGCACCACCAUAUUGAUAUCUACAACGAUGGUACUUGUGCACUGAUCAUCACUGCCAUCACCACAAAGGAUACUGGGGUUUACACUUGUGAGGUCACCAACAAAUUUGGAGUCACUUCUCACAGUGGUAAGGUCACCGUAGGAACGGAGAGAGAAUCAUCUGGGCGACGGCCACUGACCGUGGGCUACAGCGCAGACAGCGAGCCCGAGAGCUCCUCAGGAAGCGAGAUGGACGACUCACUGAGGCAGGCAAGCAGACGUCUCCGGCGCCUGUUGCGCACACGUCUCCCACCAGAUGUGGAGGAAGAACCAUUUCUCAGCGCAGAUGAAGGAGACCUGGGUCCUCCAGAUCCCCACUCUUACCGGGAGGACGACAGCUACAUCUACAUCCGCUUUGACACACGGACAGAGGCUGAGGUCGCCUCAAAGAGGUUCCAGGAGAUGUUUACAAUCCAUGGGGUUCCCGUGGAGACCGCCAUCCUGGAGGCAGGGCCUCUCAAAGUGGAGCUGCGAAUUAGAAAGAUGGGCUACACGCAAGACGGCACACAGACCCCUACACAAGAUAGACAGCCUUCUGCAUUUAUGACUGGUGCCCCGGCUGCCCCAGUCUUCUUGACAGAGCUACAAAGUCAGGACGUUCCAGACGGUUAUCCAGUCAGCUUCGACUGCGUUGUAAUUGGCAAGCCCCCUCCCAGUGUUCGCUGGUAUAAGGACGGCAAAUUGCUGGAGGAGAACGACCAUUACAUGAUCAAUGAAGACCAGGAGGGCUGCCACCAGCUCAUCAUUACCACCGUGCUGCCCACUGACAUGGGUGUCUAUCGUUGCACGGCUGAAAAUAGCAGCGGCAUCGCAGCUACUAAGGCUGAACUCAGGGUUGACAUGUCUUGCAGCUCAGAUUAUGACACCGCUGCUGAUGCCACUGAGACAUCUUCCUAUGUCAGUGCCAAGGGCUACAUGUCCAGGGAAACUGAGACAUUUGAGUCUGUGGCUGAAGAUGAUCAGCUGCCACAAGUUGUGGACGAGCUUCACGAUGUUCAUGUCAGUCCAGGUUCACCUAUUGCCAAGAUGCAGCUCAAAGUAAAGGGCUUCCCCAAACCCAGAGUAUACUGGUUCAAAGAUGGGCACCCCCUGCGACCUUCAGAGAGGAUUCUGUUGCAGGCAGAGAGGGAUGCUCAUGGCGUGGAGAUCCUGCAGGUGAAGAAAGAGGAUAUGGGGGAGUACUCUGCUUACAUCAGCAACGCCGCUGGUUCUGCUUACUCCUCUGCCCGCCUGAUAGUGCUGAGUCCAGGGGAGAUUAUGCCACAAGAUAAAAGAGAUCCCAAGGUGCCCCUGGUGCCACCCCGUUUCAUUGAAAGGUUCAGCAACAGGAAGGUGAAACAAGGAGCCAGCAUCACUCUGUCUGUCAAAGUAGAAGGCUCUCCCACUCCUAUGGUCUCCUGGCUAAAGGAGGAAUCAAUGGAAGAUGUCCUGUGGAUCAAGCCUGAUACCAAGGGAUACAAAAUAGCAAGCUCGGGGCGCCAGCACAGCCUCAUCUUGAUGGACGUGGGCACAGAAUACACCGGCGCCUACACCUGCAUCGCCACAAAUAGAGCAGGACAGUCCAUCUGCACUGCCCACCUCGAGGUUGAUGACACAGCACAACCAAAGAAAGAGAUCAAAGCCUCAGAGGUUCUUGGAAUUACACUUAGUCCUCCGGAAGGGGAGGCUGGCAGAGGAAAAGAGGGUAAAAUGCCCUACCUAGGUGAAGUAGGUACAGAGGAAUUCCUCAUGAAACUCACCACCCAGAUCACUGAAAUGGUAUCGGCAAAGAUGACCCAAGACAGCUUACAGAAUGAUGAAGUGCUCCAGUGGAUGAAAUCUUGGCCCAAAUCUACCACUUCAUUACGCGUACCGGGUGUUGACAGUGAUGAUGAGACCAAGACCCCUUCUCCAUCACCUCAUCACGGUCGCUCUCGUCCUCCCUCCCUCAUCGCUGACUCCUCCUCUGAGUCUGAUGAGGGGGACGCCAGAGGAGAGAUGUUUGACAUCUAUGUGGCGACGGCUGACUACAACCCCACCAUAGCAAGCAAAGAAUCCAUCUCUCUAAAGGAGGGACAAUAUGUGGAGGUUUUGGACUCAGCUCAUCCACUGAAAUGGUUGGUCCGGACCAAACCCACCAAAACUACGCCAUCCCGCCAAGGCUGGGUCUCACCUGCCUACCUGGACAAGAAACUCAAACUCUCUGCUGAUACGAGCGACCUUCCAGAGGGAAAUGUAGAGGAGGUGUCUGAGGGUGAAUACAAGAGGAAAUUAUUCCAACUGAUCCAAGACCUGAUAAAUGGUGAAUCAGAGUUCGUCAAAGAGAUCGACUUCUUUACCUCCCAUCACCUGAAGCACGCAGACAGCCCUGAUACACCGCCUGACGUCAGCAGCCAGAAGGAAGUCAUAUUCAGGAACAUUGAUGAUAUCAAGUCCUUCCAUAGCAAGGCAUUCUUCCCGAAGUUGAAUGACUGUGAAACAGAUGAUGAUAUAGCCAUGUGCUUCCUGAAGAACAAGGAGGGCUUUGAGAAGUACCUCCAGUAUCUUGUUGGUCAGGGUCAGGCUGAAUCUGCUGUCAGUGACAAGGCUGUUCAUCGCUUCUUCAAGGAGUACACAGAGAAAGUGCAAGCCAGUGCAGACCCUGCAGAUCCCCCUGUACGCAGCAUUAACGCCAGCCUCCAACAUCCACUGGAGAGGAUUCAGAAGUACAAGGCUGUCCUCAAGGAGCUCAUCCGAAACAAGGCGAAAAAUGGCCAGAACUGCUGCUUACUGGAAGAAGCUUAUGCCAUGGUGUCUGCACUCCCUCAGCGCUCUGAGAACACCCACCAUGUCUCCAUGAUCGAGAACUAUCCUGCCACACUGGACGUAUUAGGAGAGCCAAUGAGACAGGGACCCUUCCAAGUGUGGGAAGGGGCUCCAGGAGUUAGGACGUCCUCUAGAGGACACCACCGCCACGUCUUCCUGUUUAAGAACUACUGUGUAAUCUGCAAACCCAAGAGAGACAGCAACACUGAUACACAAGCAUAUACCUUUAAGAACAUGAUGAAGUUGAAUAACAUUGAUGUGAAUGAGACAGUGGAAGGUGAUGACCGUGCCUUUGAGAUCUGGCACGAACGUGAGGACUCUGUGAGGAAAUACACCUUACAGGCCCGAACUGUUACCAUCAAGAACUCAUGGCUGAGAGACUUCAGAGAACUGCAGCAGCGAUACAGCAUGCCUGCAUGGAGUCCUCCUGACUUUGAUGAAAUUCUGGCAAACUGCACAGCAGAGCUGGGACAGACUGUGAAGCUGGCCUGCAAAGCCACUGGAGUACCCAAACCUGCGAUCACUUGGUACAAAGAUGGACGCACUGUGGAGGCAGAUCCUCAUCACAUCAUCAUUGAGGACCCUGACGGUUCCUGCACACUGAUCUUGGACAACAUGACGGCAGAUGAUUCUGGCCAGUACAUGUGCUUUGCCACAAGCUCAGCCGGCAAUGCCAGCACUCUUGGCAAGAUCACAGUUCAGGUGCCGCCUCGUUUUGUGAAUAAGAUGAGGAAUGCUACAUUUGUUGCCGGUGUGGAUGCUCAGUUCACCUGCGUCAUACAGAGCGCCCCAAAUCCCAAGAUCAGGUGGUUCAAGGAAGGCAGGCUGCUGACUGACCAGGAGAAGUAUCAGACCUACAGCGAGCUGCGCAGCGGGGUUCUGGUCUUGGUAAUCAAAAACCUGACAGAGAGAGACCUGGGACACUAUGAGUGCGAGUUGUCCAACCGUCUGGGCAGUGCCAAGUGUGCUGCUGAUUUAGUUCCACCCUCUGCUGUGGCUCGCACUGGUGAGCAGGCCAUCACUAUUGAAGUGACUGAGCAGGAGACUAGAAUACCAAGGAAAACCAUCAUCAUUGAGGAGACUAUAACCACUGUGGUGAAGAACCCACGUAUGAGGAGGCACAAGUCCCCCGGCUUGACUAUAUCUGGAGCCCACCGCUCGGAGACCUCCACCCCAGAGCCCCCCACAGCCAGGCCGAGGAGGAUGCCCACUCCAAGAAAGACCACCAUCCCAACCCUCUAUGUUACUCAAGCCGAGGGUGCUGAAGCAAGAACCAUUGAGAGCAGGCCCAGGUGGAUUGAGGUAGAGGAGGUCAUCGAGUAUAAGGUCAAUAAAUCUCCCAGGCUGUCCAGGAGGAGAGGCAUCUCGCCGGCGGGGUCCGAUCGCGCAGCCACUCCCUCCAGACCCAAAAGGUCUCCGCCGCAAAACCCAAACGCUAACAAUUCCAACAACAAGCUGGUGGAGCAGGCCCAGCUGCAGGGAGACGUCAGCAGCCAGCCGCUCUCCUGGGAGGAAGAGGAGGGUAAUGUUACCACUGAUGCUGUCUCUGGAGCACCACACGAGCUCUCAUCUGUCCUCACUCCAGCUGGAGAAGACAGCGAGGACCUGGACGAUGAACAAACUAUCAUCUUUGAACCUGAUGAUGAUGAAGAUGAUGAUCAUAACUCACUUGGAAAGCAGGAGUCUGAGAUUCUGACUCAUGGAGGCCGCGUUCUGACCCUCGAAGACUUGGAGGAUUACGUCCCAGAAGAAGGAGAGACCUACGGUUCCUCCAGCAGCCACAACCCUGCUGCAGAGAAGCCCUGUGAGAUCUCUGUGCUCCAGAGGGAGAUUGGCGGGUCCACGGUGGGACAGCCGGUGCUCCUCAACGUGGGGCGGCCUGUCGUCGUCCCGAGGCAGAGGAGCGGCUUCUUCGGCCGCUUCAGGGAUCAUCUCUCCAGCAGCCUUUUCUCAUCUGCUGUCCCCCAAGCCAGCGCAGCGCAGUCCAGGACGGAAAGGCACGUCCCCAUCCAAGUGAGCCACGCAAAGCUGGAAGUGAAGCCAUCAUACUGUUCAGAGGUACAGAGAGUCGAGGGUGGGCAGCAGAGCUUUAAAACCAAAGUGUCAACUCAGACCUACGGCUACACAUCAGUGGGCAACCCAGUCACUCUUCAAAUCAGCGAUAACCUUUAUCAGAACCAGCAGUAGCAAACUCUUUUAAUUUGGUACGACAAACCCUCUUAGUCUUAAAUGGGGACAUUUCUACUUAGAUGAAUAAGACAUAUCCUAACCUGAAGUUUAUUUACUGCAUUUGACAAACCAUUCCAUUAUGAAGCUGCCCAUCAGAAAACAGGCCCAUCCCCUGAGUCUUUUUCUUGACAAAUGGUUAGAGUCAGAUGGUCUCUUUGGACUAGGCGAGUUGGAAAAUGUAGGUAUAAAUAUGUCACUGUAUGACAUAUGCAGAAUGUGUUGUACAAUAUCGAUGUGGACAGAGAAAAAAAAAAAAGGAAAUUAAGGUUUAACAUUUUACUGAUGAACUAUUUCAUCUGUUGAGUUGAAUUUUAUCAAAACAAAAUACACCAUCUUUCACUUGAACACACCUUUUAAAGAAUCGUGAACGUCGACCCACCAGUAUUACCUGAUCCAGCCAUUACCCUUAGUGAUCACUCCUGCUCUAUACA
Sebastes umbrosus (honeycomb rockfish) is the source of this 20300-nucleotide messenger RNA. RefSeq names its product obscurin, cytoskeletal calmodulin and titin-interacting RhoGEF b (gene obscnb). The transcript is spliced from 86 exons. The coding region runs from base 322 to 19827 and encodes 6501 amino acids. Lineage: Eukaryota; Metazoa; Chordata; Actinopteri; Perciformes; Sebastidae. The record is from RefSeq and is a predicted model, not a curated record. Gene Ontology annotation, molecular function: guanyl-nucleotide exchange factor activity; protein binding.